Messenger RNA from Patiria miniata (bat star), 2148 nucleotides. RefSeq names its product alpha-N-acetylgalactosaminide alpha-2,6-sialyltransferase 1-like. Gene Ontology annotation, molecular function: sialyltransferase activity. The transcript has 7 exons. Lineage: Eukaryota; Metazoa; Echinodermata; Asteroidea; Valvatida; Asterinidae. The record is from RefSeq and is a predicted model, not a curated record. Bases 450 to 1742 code for a protein of 430 amino acids.
CGCAGCAACUUUUCAUGGCUUCUCAAGUCAAGGACAGUGUUGUUGUCAAAAGAAAUACACUGUCACUAAUGACUAUCGUGGAAGGAAAUCCUUACUUUGGGACAAUGAGUUGGUGUCAGUCUUUGAGUGAUUUCCUGAGUUUUGCUGAAGCAGAGAUUGUGUGUGUGUUGCAUAAACAUGAAUGACAUGAAUGAGCAAGAAUGUUAAUCUUUUUUAUGCGACCAUAGUACAUUGAUAUGAUGUCAUUGAUGGGCACGGAGCCAAAUUUAAUAACAACGCCAAAAGUGAUUUUGGCAAAUGGCCAAGCAGCUAAAACUCCAAGAAUAUGGAAAUUUUUAUGCGAACUACAUUUUGUGCAUAAAUUGUGUACGACCACGACCACAAUUCUUCACUGCAUUACCAAUACCAGGUGGAUUUUCGCUAGGGCAGUGUGUUUAGAGUUUUAAGAGAUGGCCAUUCGAAGAGUUUUCUGCAGGUUUCAGUCUCUCAAAAUUGGCGUUUCGGCCACGGUAGCGGUGUACCUUGUUUUGACCCUCGUCAACUUUGGGUUCAAGAGGGUCGUACGGAGCCCUCGUGUGGUGCAGAACGGGGAAUCCAACUUGGCCGACUAUUUUGAGAAGUUUGUCGCCCCUCAUCAGCAACAUCUUCGAAAGGCCUCGGGCUUCCCUGCGAAAAAUGAAAGUGUUUUUAAAGAACUUGGCGACAGCAAGUUCUCCUUUUCGAGGACUAACAACAACAGAAGUAAUGUGCUGUUUGGAGCGGAUGUUUUUGCAGAUGAUUCAAGCAUCGUAAACCCUCCUGAGAUGCCGCCAAGUCUAAAUUUAGAUGAAGUACCAUUUAUGAGGGAUGCACGUUUUACACGAUCAAAAUGUCCGAAGACGGUCUCUUCCCUGACCAAGUACUCACGGUGGUUCCGAGAGCGAUUUCAGCCCGAUAUUAAGAUAUUUCUUGAGACCUCUGAUGUUGGGGUUUAUUCUAAUUACUACAAACUGCUGCACUUCAGACAACCGUUUGGAUUCAGAAUGGCAAACAAAACUAAACUGACCACUAUUGUCAAUCACCCAAAUUUCACCGAUGCACCCCUAAAUGCUGAUGGCAGACCCAACAGAUGUCUCCGCUGUGCUGUGGUCGGGUGUGGUGGGAUCCUGAACGGCUCUGGGGCAGGCGUUGAAAUUGACAGCCACGAUUAUGUCUUUAGACUGAACCGUGCAAUAUCCACUGGUCACUAUGCAGAGGACGUUGGGAACAAGACCAGCUUCUACACCUUCUUCCCAGAGUCUAUGCACGCACAGGAUGUGCAGGAUAAAAAUGCAACGUUCUUCUAUGCAAUGUUCAAAUCCUACGACCUGGACUAUGCGAUCAACAUGCUGAAUGACGACACGCCUCCGAGAUACAUCAGCAGAGGAAAACUGUUUCGUUUAAAGAAGGCGAAGUUUGAUAAAAGAAAGCUGAAAAUAAUCCACCCGGACUUCUUCCGAUACGUCUUCACAAGGUACUUGGACACAAAAGCCAACAGGCCAACAACAGGAGCUGUGGUAGUUUUCCUAGCCCUGCAUCUCUGCGACGAAGUCGGCAUCUACGGGUUCGGUUACGACCCCCGCUUCACCCUGCACUAUUACGACAAGACGUUCCGGUCGCACACGGACAAGGCGACUGCACUGCACGACGUGGACAACGAGCGGGAACUGUGGCACAAACUGCACGAGGAGGGCGUCCUCAGACUAUUCAAGAGAGAUUUAUGAGAGAAAAUGGGAUUUGUCUCGCAAUUACGCAUAUGUGUGUUGGUUUGCUUGAAUAAGAGUUCUGAAAGAGUGGCCAAAGCACCCCCAGAACAAAGACCGUAAGCUUACAGAUGGGAAGUUCAGUUGGUAGAUUACUGGUAUGGAAUUCCAGACGUCGCAGGCUUGAAUGCUACCUCAAUGUUCUGAAAGUAACUAAAACAAAGUAGAAGUUAGUAAAUCUUUCCACCUUCUGUUAAAGAAAAAUUUGAGAAAUAAAUGCACAUACUCAAUUUGUUUUAUAUAUUUGUUACAAGUUUGUAUAUUUUGACCAUCCAUUUAUGUAUGACAUAUUUUGUACUUUUUUACAAUUGCAUUAUCAGGUCUAUUUGUUCUUAUUUGUGUGCUGAUAUUUUAUGUAAUAUAAGAG